Molecule: messenger RNA, 609 nt
Organism: Colletotrichum orchidophilum
Lineage: Eukaryota; Fungi; Ascomycota; Sordariomycetes; Glomerellales; Glomerellaceae
Exons: 2
Coding region: 1-609 (202 amino acids)
Source: RefSeq, a predicted model, not a curated record
AUGCCGCCUGCAUCGUCGUCGCCACCCCCGAUCCUCGCCAUUACGGCCACUUAUCUACACCUGCUGGCCCAACACCUUCCCCGACCAAUUCACGAAGUCCUCCAAAAGGUUCACCACCACAUUGCGCGCUUAUUCGCCGCCGUUGCCUCGUCUGCCAUAAUCGUCCGCAUACACUCGUUUAUCCCUACCAAGAUGCAUCGCCCGCUGGGCCUCUCAGCCUUCCUGGUCACGCUGUUCCUAAUAUUCGGAUUACCCGUCAUCCUCGCCCAGAGUGAGCCGUUCCACUGUUAUCCGUACCCGCCCACCGAUAAGCUCGCGAGUCGAUUCAUCACCCUGCAGCCGCACUGCUGUAAGGGCCCCAUCGACGACAAGCUGAGGGUUGGCACCGAUUGCGAAUUGGCGAAUGGAGAGAAGUACAAGACGAAGUUUGGGCAGAACCUGGGAACUUGCGCGACGGGCUGGGUGGACGCGUGUUGCAUGCGACUGCAUUACCCGCCCGAAAUUACCAGGCCACAAAUGUCCUACUGCGAUUCAGGCUUCCUCGUCAAGGCCGAGGCAAAGAAUAUCAUCGAAGCGCGAAGCUGGAACCCCAAGAAGCACAGGAUUUGA